Molecule: messenger RNA, 1693 nt
Organism: Sardina pilchardus (European sardine)
Lineage: Eukaryota; Metazoa; Chordata; Actinopteri; Clupeiformes; Clupeidae
Gene: cib2
Product: calcium and integrin binding family member 2
Exons: 6
Coding region: 314-877 (187 amino acids)
Biological process (GO): calcium ion homeostasis
Cellular component (GO): cell periphery; stereocilium; cytoplasm
Molecular function (GO): magnesium ion binding; calcium ion binding
Source: RefSeq, a predicted model, not a curated record
UCGGUGCUGAAACAAGACCCAGUAAAUAACGCAAUGCUGUUUGAAUGAACCGAACCUCAUGCUUACCGUCACUUCUCACGCGGCAAUUUAACACGGUCUGUUUAGUUGGAGAUUCUUUGUCUUGGUUUUUGGUUCUAUAUGGAGAGUGCUGCACUCACAACCUGCUGCAAGUCGGAUAGGACUGAAAUUCUAUGCGGGUCAUUAUUUUCGUGGCUGACCACGUCGUAUAAAUGCCCUAAAUGCCUAGAACAGAGAAGACGCUUGGAACUUCCAAUGUGAUGCAUCUGUACAAGAAGAAAAUUACUCGACUAAGAUGGGUAAUAAGCAAACGAUAUUUACUGAUGAACAGCUAGAUGCUUACCAGGACUGCACAUUCUUCACACGUAAGGAAAUACUUCGGCUCCAUGGCAGAUACCAUGAGCUGGCUCCACAUCUCGUGCCCUUGGACUACACCAAUGAUCCAGACGUGAAAGUUCCUUUAGCCCUCAUAGUCAACAUGCCAGAGCUAAAGGAAAAUCCGUUCCGGAACCGGAUAGUGGAGUCCUUCUCCGAGGACGGCCUGGGGAACCUCAGCUUCAACGACUUUGUGGACAUGUUCUCAGUGCUCAGUGAAAUGGCUCCUCGAGAGCUGAAGGCCAUUUAUGCUUUUAAAAUCUACGAUUUCAAUGUGGACAACUUUAUCUGUAAGGAGGACUUGGAGAAGACACUGAACAAGCUGACAAAGGAGGAGUUGACACCUGAGGAGGUCACCCUGGUAUGCGAGAAGGCCAUCGAGGAAUCCGACCUGGAUGGAGAUAACAAGCUGUCCUUCGCCGACUUUGAGAACAUGAUCUCAAGGGCUCCUGAGUUUUUAAGCACCUUUCAUAUAAGAAUCUAAUUUGAGAGGGCUCUAAUGGAGGAUUCAGAAACUGACGUGCAGUCGCACCCCUGGUCCCUAUCCUGGUUCUACCCCUGGUCGCCAUGGCGGCGCUACCUUGAACACUUCCUGACCACGCAGCUUAGUGCCUGUCUUGUCACAGCUCGGGAGGGCUCGGGUACGUUUCCUUGGAAACACUUUGAAGAGACAGGCAACUGUUUGCCACACCCUGGAUCUCUUAGUCUUUCUACUCUCUGCUGUUGGUUCCCAAUGAAGCACAUGUUACUUAACGGAGCAGAGCAGAGAGCCGUGUGCAUGAUUGUUUUGUUUUGUUUUUCUGGAGGAGAGAUGAAACAGCGGCUGACAGACACUGAGGCCAACAAGGAAGAUUGGCUCUGAGAGGUCUCGUUUGGUUCCUCACAUCGACGUCUCAGCUGACGAGAAAGGAUGUUUAAACAGUGUAACGGCUGCAUCUUUGGAUAUAUUGUUUCCCCUCCCUGUACAUUGUACAUUUUCUCAAUGUCUGCAGCACAUUGGAAAUAUGGAACGAACGGAAAAUGGAUUCUCUGUUUUUCUCCAAUGACUUGUUCAAUGUUCACCUCCUUCUGGGAUUAAAUAAAACUCAAUGUUUUCUGGAGAGCCUGAGGAGACGAAGAUGAAAGGACAGAGAAAGAAAGAGAGAAAGAAAGAAAGAGAAACAAAAGAAAAACAUAAGAGACAGAGGACGCAAGAGGGCUAAAAGCACAGCACUGGCAUCAAGGUCACACAAAGACAGUGUUUUUUAAAAGCUAUGCAAUCUUUCUCCAUGAAGUGCAUGCUUUAGACCCUAACCCCCCC